Molecule: messenger RNA, 1020 nt
Organism: Prunus armeniaca (apricot)
Lineage: Eukaryota; Viridiplantae; Streptophyta; Magnoliopsida; Rosales; Rosaceae
Source: the annotation of a GenBank genome assembly
AUGAGACUAAACCUAACGAAGUGCGCCUUCGGUGUGUCUUCGAGUAAGUUUCUCGGUUUUAUGAUCAGUCAGAGAGGAAUCGAAGCCAAUCCCGAGAAAAUCAGAGUCAUAAUCGACAUGGAGAAGCCGAAGACGCAGAAGGACAUUCAAAGUCUUACCAGACGUGUCGCUGCCUUAACGCGCUUCAUCUCCAAGGCCACCGAUAAAUCUGUACCAUUCUUUAAAGCCUUGAAAGGGGGCAAACAGAAUAUCACAUGGACUGCUGAAUGCGACAAGGCAUUUCAAGACCUAAAGAACUAUAUGAGCAGAGCACCAUUGUUGUCGAAGCCGCUCCCAGGAGAGGUUCUGUUUCUCUAUGUCUCGGUAUCUAGUACUGCCGUCAGUUCAGUAUUGGUACGCAUACCAGAAAAGACAGAGCUACCGAUAUUUUAUGUCAGCAAAGCGCUGCAGAGCGCAGAGCUUCGGUAUCCCCCCUUGGAGCAGCUAGCAGUAUCCCUCGUUAUCUCAGCCCGAAGGCUCCGCCCAUACUUCCAAGCGCACGAGAUCACGGUUGUAAUUAAUCAACCGCUUCCGCAGGUAUUACAAAAGCCAGAAACAUCCGGCAGGCUAAUUAAAUGGGCGAUCGAGCUCAAGGAGUUUGACAUAAAGUUCAAACCAAGGCCUGCCGAGAAGGGGCAGGCUGUGGCCGACUUAAUUUUCGAGCUCACACCUCCAGCACCAUCGGCACCAAUAGUUCCGAACGUUGAAACCGUGGAGCCAGAAAAGUUGAAUGCCGAACGCUUUGAUCCUUCCAUUCCUGUAUGGAUCCUGCACGUCGACGGCUCGGCAAAUCAACAAGGGUGUGGGGCCGGUCUAGUGUUGACUACUCCUGACGGAUCAAAGGUCGAAUAUGCCCUCCGAUUCAACUUCAGAACCUCCAACAACACUGGUGCCCUAGGCCUUCGGCCGGUACCACACUGGUGCCCUAGGUCUUACCGAGCGUUCGCUAUCUUGCAGAUCGCACGCCCUACUGAGGCCUAG